Molecule: messenger RNA, 3896 nt
Organism: Alligator sinensis (Chinese alligator)
Lineage: Eukaryota; Metazoa; Chordata; Crocodylia; Alligatoridae
Gene: ZBTB7C
Product: zinc finger and BTB domain containing 7C
Exons: 3
Coding region: 78-1898 (606 amino acids)
Biological process (GO): regulation of transcription by RNA polymerase II
Molecular function (GO): protein binding; RNA polymerase II cis-regulatory region sequence-specific DNA binding; DNA-binding transcription factor activity, RNA polymerase II-specific
Source: RefSeq, a predicted model, not a curated record
ACAUGGUCAAGGUUACAAAGGGAACAUCUGCCUGAAAUUUGAAACCAAGGCAAGGGGAAUUGGCUCUACAUGAGAAUAUGGCCGAUGGCAUUGAAGAUCUUAUUGGGAUCCCAUUCCCAAACCACAGCAGCGAAAUCCUGUGUGGCUUAAACGAACAGCGGCACGAUGGCCUGCUCUGUGACGUCAUCCUCAUUGUCCAGGACCAGGAGUACAGGACCCACAGGUCUGUUCUUGCUGCCUGCAGCAAGUACUUUAAAAAACUCUUCACUACCGGCACUUUAACAGACCAGCCCUAUGUUUACGAGAUUGACUUUGUCAAGCCUGAAGCACUUUCUGCCAUCCUCGAGUUUGCCUACACUUCAACUCUGACCAUCACCACCUCAAACGUCAAGCAUAUCCUCAACGCAGCCAAGAUGCUGGAGAUCCAGUGCAUUAUCAAUGUAUGCCUUGAAAUCAUGGAGCCUGACAGAGAGCCGGAAGAGGACGAUGAUAAAGAGGAUGAAGAUGACGAUGAUGAAGAAGAUGAGGAUGAGGAAGAGGAGGAGGAGGAAGAGGAGGAAGAAGGGGAAGAUUUUGUGAAUCAGGAGAACCUCACGGAUGUCCAAGAAGUCAGCUGCCACCAAAGCCCGUCAAAGUCUGAUCUUACCGAAGCAUACACAGAAGCACCUAGUGACUUUCCAAACCAUUACCCAGCCAAUAGCUCAUCUGGACACUUAGGUGUGAUACGAGACUUUUCCAUUGAGUCGUUACUUAGGGAAAACCUGUACCCUAAGGCAAACAUGCCCGACAGGAGGCCAGCUCUAUCUCCUUUUACCCCAGGCUUCUUUCCCCAUUUGUGGAAUGGAGAUUUCAGUCCCUUUCCCCAGCUGGAAGAGCAGCAAGUGGACAACGGCCCUUUGGACCUGGUGAUCAAAAAGAGGAAGAUUAAGGAGGAAGAAGAGAAAGAAGAGCUCCCUCCAGCUCCUUUCCCCAAUGACUUCUUCAGGGAUAUGUUCACCAACAACCCUGGAGGUCACUUAGGCCACAUUAAAGCAGAGAAUGACUAUAAUGCUUAUCUCAACUUUCUAAGUGCCGCCCACUUAGGAGGAGUCUUUCCUCCCUGGCCCCUGGAGGAAGAAAGGAAGAUCAAGCCCAAGGCGUCUCAGCAGUGUCCGAUCUGCAACAAAGUCAUCAUGGGGGCCGGGAAGCUGCCACGGCACAUGAGGACUCACACCGGGGAAAAGCCGUAUAUGUGCAAUAUCUGUGAAGUUCGCUUUACCAGGCAGGACAAGCUAAAAAUCCACAUGCGGAAGCACACGGGGGAGAGGCCGUACCUCUGCAUACACUGCAAUGCCAAAUUCGUGCACAACUACGACCUGAAGAACCACAUGCGCAUUCACACCGGGGUGCGGCCCUACCAGUGCGAGUUCUGCUACAAGAGCUUCACCCGCUCCGACCACCUCCACCGCCACAUCAAGAGGCAGAGCUGCCGGAUAGCCCGGCCCCGGAGGGGACGCAAGCCGGCGGCCUGGAGGGCGGCGAGUUUACUGUUUGCACAGAACAGCCAGCCAGAAGAGAAGGGCUUCAUGAUGCCGCCCACUCUGGAAGAGAUGAGCAGCCAUCUCGGCAGCGCGGCCAUGUGCCUUCCCGGCCCCAGCCCCAAGCACUUUAUGAGCGGGGCCAAGUCUGCUCUCAAUCUGCAAGAGCUGGAGAGCCAGUUUGAAGAAACCCAAAUGAAGCUGUUCGGGAGGACGCACCUGGACAUGGAAAGGAAUGGGGGCAUCUUUGCCUUUGCCCUUGGCCACAACGACAGCCUCUCGGCGCGGCCCUAUUUCCCUCUGCCAGACCCGUGGAGCACAGGAUUUAGUGGCCUGGCUGGCCUAAACCACCUAGCCCCAAUUUCUGAAGCUAGCAACUAAGCCCUUUCCUGUCCAAGCGAUGGGUUUGCUGUAGUCUGCACCGUCCGUAAAGAGCAAACGAUUGCCCUCCACUUCUGAUUCUCACCUGUCUCUCCGCGUCUCGCUCCGAUUGCUCGCCCGCGCUGAUCUAGACUACAUCCCGGGACUUCAGGCAGGUGUGGGGCUCAGAGCCGCGCAUGAGCAGCCUGCGGCCAUUCUUCUGAGUUGGAGAUUGCUGCUGUUGUUCUGUGACGGAUGCUUGUUCAAGGGAACCUGGGUUGGGCUUAUCAGGGACUCCACCACUGCCAUUUCCUCAGACCGCCCUUUUACAGACCAUGCCUAGGGCGCUCGGCUCAGAGUCGGAUGAGGGUGUCACUAGCUGCCGGUGAUCAAGCCCCCCACCACGGAUACAGCGUCUCUUUGGUUAGCAGAAUCCAACACUGAAGAGGUGAGAAAGAUCCAGCUCCAGGGUGGCUGGAUUGCUACCUGCUUCUGAAAAUGUCCCCUGCCCGUGCUUGGAGGUCGUUGUCAUCUCCAUAAGGCACCUUUUCGGAGGGACACUCUCUUUGUUGCCCAUUCACUACGGCAGAUGCUCAGCUGGAGGCUGAUAAACACCAACACAUUUUUUGCCACCUUCACAUUACUUGACCCUUUUGGUCCCAAAGGAUUUUAUUUUAAAUCCUGCAACCAAAUGGCAUUUCUUUCCCCCUAAAAGGCCCUCAAAAUUCCUCUUAGUGCAAAUCAGUUCAGCUUGUACCAGUGAAUAGCACCGAGGAUCCAGUCCAUGUAUUUGUCAGCCGUGGCCAAGAUGACACAUCUGAACCCCUUGACAGAAUUGUGCUGAUAUCAUGGUGCAUGUGAUAACCUGGGAACACAAAGGGAAAAGAUUAAAUUUUGCUCAGGAGUAGAGCUGGGUGAAAAAUGAACUUGUGGGUGGCUAUUCUUAGCCAUUCGGGGGGAGAAAAAUCUCUUUGGGAAUGAAAACAAUCAUCAAGAUGUUUAGCCAAUGAAAAGUUUGGGAAAAAAUAAUUGUGGGUGAAUCAAAACAUGUAAUUUUUAACAAAAUGGACUUGUGGGGGGGGGUGUAAAAAGAGAUAUGUUUAAUACACUCUGAGGAAAUCUUAAAUUUGAAAUUAUUUCCACCCAAAAAGGGCCACCUGUUUCAUUGGGAAAAUGGGAGUUUUGAAUUUUCUGGUUUUAUUUUAAAACAAAACACUUGGUGAAACGAUGGUGAAACAAAGACUGAAUCCACACUUUUCGCAGGAAAACAGAGUUCUGGGCAAAUUCUUUUUCACAGCUCUACUCAGGAGAUCCCCCUGUAAAAGAUGAUACUAAAGAGUCCCUAAACCAGCCUGUCAACAGGCUCUAGUAGAAAUUGUAUUUCUUCAGAGUUUGUCAGUUCAGAAGAUGGAGUUUAGCAUACAAAAUAUGAAAUACUCAAGCGAAUGAGGCCAUUGCUAGGAAUACGUGCCCACAUUCCCCUUUUAAGCAGUGGUGAUAACUUCAUUUUAAUAGUCUGAUGACCUGCAGGAAGCUAGUCCAGAGACUGGUUUUAAAUUGAACCAGGACUCAAAAAUGUCAAUGUUAAAGAUGAGGGCAUUCUCUCUCCUUUAUUAUUAUCUUUCCAUUUCAGUAGGAUCAAAGGGAAGAACCAUAGCUUGCUUUUUCAGCAUUCAGUUUAUCCUUCGAUGGUGCUGCUUGAGAGUCACGGUUCGGUGAGGGUCUCACUACUGGCGCACUGAUGUUCUUACACUCAUGGGCCAAAAUGAGUACGCUCUUCAAAGUCAUCCUCCCUUUGCAUCCCCUUGUCGGCAAAUACUCCAGACACAAACGAUUCCUCCCUGGUUUGGGAACAUGCUGAUCCCGAUGAACUGCUUGAUCCUAUUUUUUCCCCACCAACCCUCCAAAAAUAAAUCUGCAAAGACUCUGUGCAACAAAGAGGUGGGAAAGGAAAAGAAGACUUUUUAAAACUGCAUCAAACCUUUUUUUUUUUUUUUGUACAUGUACCGAGUUCUUAUA